Messenger RNA from Cryptomeria japonica (Japanese cedar), 708 nucleotides. RefSeq names its product SPX domain-containing protein 2-like. Bases 1 to 708 code for a protein of 235 amino acids. The transcript is spliced from 3 exons. The record is from RefSeq and is a predicted model, not a curated record. NCBI's taxonomy places the organism in Eukaryota, Viridiplantae, Streptophyta, Pinopsida, Cupressales, Cupressaceae. Gene Ontology annotation, biological process: cellular response to phosphate starvation.
AUGAAGUUUGAGAAAUGGCUAGGAUAUCUUCUGGAGCAAACUUUUCCAGAAUGGAGAGAUCGUUAUCUCUCCUACAGCCUUUUCAAGACUCUAAUCAAGCUCUCAGAAUCUGAGAAAAACAACACAAAUACAGGAGACCCACAUGAAGAUUGUUUGGAUAAAUAUGAAGAGGAUUUUAUCCGUUUACUCAAGGUAGAAGUAGACAAGCUUAACAGAUUCAUGGAGGACAAAUCUAAGGACUGUAGUAUACGUUUACAGAUACAGGGACUGAAAGUUGGGAUUGAAAAGCUUAAGAAUGGUCAUGCACAAGCCAGUGCAAGGGGGGAAAUAAUUGUACUUGUCAAAGAUCUGGUGAACUUGCAUGGAGAGUUGGUCCUCUUUGAGAAUUAUAGUGUAUGGAAUUACACAGGGCUAAGGAAGAUCUUGAAGAAAUACCGUAGAAGAAUACGAGCUGUACUUGGGGAAAAUAUUAUCAUGUCAAGCUUUGCUUCUGAAACUCUCUCAAGCCUUAUAAGUGAAUGCCAAAGCAUCCUGCCGUUCAUCUAUUCUUUGUUCUCUAGAGAUAAGGAGGAUCAGGAUAAUAUUAUGAGAGAGAUAUUACUUUUAGACAAUGAGAACGAGCAUCUUGUAUAUACAAACUUAGUUGCUGCUCUGAAUAUCCUUAAUGACAUGAAUAGACUGAACUCUGUCGAUAAUGGUGAUGGCUAA